Messenger RNA from Staurois parvus, 1431 nucleotides. NCBI's taxonomy places the organism in Eukaryota, Metazoa, Chordata, Amphibia, Anura, Ranidae. The record is from the annotation of a GenBank genome assembly.
AUGUGGAGACAAGUCCUUGAGAAUGGCAGGUCGGCCUUCAAUGAGCACUGGCCGUACAGCGCUCUGGUUCCAGUUGGGGUCGGCGGUGCCGCACUUUGUUGGCUAUUAUGUGGACGCCAAAGGAAAACUAUAGACAUGGGGGAUGGAUGGUGGGGACACGGAGAGAAGCCCACCGAGAAGGAGGACACCAAGAUCAAUCCAUUCCGGGUGGAGGUAUCUGAAGAUGUUAUAAAGGACUUUCAUGAUCGUCUGGACCGCACUCGCUACUUUUCCCCACUGGAGGACUCCCAGUUCCAUUAUGGGAUGAAUAGUGUAACAUUGAAGAAGGUGGUCUCAUACUGGAGGAACACGUUUGAUUGGGGCAAACAGGUGGAGAUCAUCAACAAAUACCCCCACUACACCACCAACAUUGAAGGUCUGAACAUUCAUUUCAUCCAUGUCAAGCCUCCAAACCUCCCCGCUGGACAGAAAGCCAUCCCUCUGCUGAUGGUUCACGGCUGGCCGGGUUCAUUCUAUGAAUUCUAUCGGAUUAUUCCGCUUCUGACCGAGCCAGGAAAGCACGGCUUGGACCCCAGCUUCACCUUUGAGGUCAUCUGUCCCUCUAUUCCUGGAUAUGGCUUUUCAGAAGCACCACAUAAGAAGGGCUUUAACGGCAUUUCUGCGGCACGUAUCUUCUACAAGCUGAUGCUGAGACUGGGAUUUAGUCAGUUCUAUCUGCAAGGAGGAGACUGGGGAAGCCUCAUCACCACCAUCAUGUCCCAGAUGAAACCAGAAUCAAUCAAAGGACUCCAUCUGAAUGUGGUGUUCAUCAGUAAAGGCGGGUUUGGAAUGCUCAUUUCAUUGCUUCUUGGGCGCUAUCUGCCAUGGUUAGUGGGCAUGACAAGGGAAGAUGUCAAGCGCCUCUACCCGUACUUUGAGAAGAAUGUGUACGCCAUCCUACGGGAGUCGGGAUACCUCCACAUUCAGGCAACCAAACCUGAUACUGUAGGCUCUGCUCUGAAUGACUCACCUGCUGGACUGGCUGCCUAUAUCCUGGAAAAGUUCUCCACCUGGACCAAUCCAGACUACCGAGAACUGGAGGAUGGCGGGUUGGACAGGAAAUACUCUUUGGAUGACCUUCUCACCAAUGUGAUGAUAUAUUGGGUCUCAGGCUCCAUCACGUCUUCCAUGAGGUUUUACAAAGAAAACUUCACCCGUGACUUCCAGACGAAUCCAUCCGCAAGGACCCCUGUGUAUGUUCCCACCGGCAUUGCCGCCUUCCCAUGUGAGCUGAUGCACACCCCCAAGGUAUGGGCCAAAGAAAGACACAAGAACAUUGUCACCUACAACUACAUGCCCCGCGGAGGGCACUUUGCUGCCUUUGAGGAGCCCGAACUGCUCGCCCGUGACGUCCAGCAAUUUGUAUCCAAGGUGGAAAAAGGAACAAAAUAG